AUGGAAGCGAUUCGGGACACUAGCUUAACUUUGGGAAAACUUCUAUAUUAUUUUCUAGACUCUUCAGUUUACAAGAUAAUUCCUAAGAGAAAAAAGAAUGUUGCUGGAGAGAUUGUACUUAUAACGGGAGCUGGAAAUGGACUCGGGAGGCAAAUGGCCAUAAUAUUUGCCAGCCUUGGAGCCACUGUAGUUCUGUGGGACAUUAAUGAAGAAGACAAUAUGGAAACGUGUAGACUGGCCAAAGAAAAAGGUGGCGUGCAAGUAUUUGCCUAUAAAUGUGAUUGUAGCAACAGGCAAGAGAUCUAUAGAGUUGCUGAUCAGGUUAAAAAAGAGGUUGGCGAUGUGACCAUUCUCAUUAACAACGCUGGAAUUGUUGUGGGAAAGCUGUUUCUCGACAUUCCAGAUGAGAUGGUGGAAAAAUCAUUUCUUGUAAAUGUCCUGUCUCAUUUCUGGACUUAUAAGGCCUUCCUUCCUGCCAUGAUAAAAGCUAACCAUGGUCACUUGGUCUGUAUUUCAAGUGUAGCGGGACUCAUUGGUGUUAGUGGACUAACAGAAUAUUCUUCAACCAAAUUUGCAGCUUUUGGCUUGACAGAAGCUCUCCUCUUUGAAUUAAAAAUGAUAAAUAAAAGUAAAAUUAAUACCACCAUUGUUUGCCCAUUAUUUAUGAAUACUGGAAUGUUUAAUGGUGUUACAAUCAAGUAUCUGUCGCCUCUCCUGAAGCAGGAAUAUGUGGCCCAAAAGAUUGUAAAUGCUGUCUUAGAGGAACAAAAUUACUUAAUAAUACCCAAACGUGUGUGGUUUAUAGUGAUCAUUAAACAAUUAUUAUCUGUAAGCAUGACAUUUGUCCUUGCUAAGUACUUUGGAGUGGAUACCUGCAUGGAUCUUUUCAGAGAGAGAAUGAAAGCAAAGGAAGCUGUGACUGAAACCAAGAAGAAACACCAAAACUGA
Molecule: messenger RNA, 948 nt
Organism: Pteropus alecto (black flying fox)
Lineage: Eukaryota; Metazoa; Chordata; Mammalia; Chiroptera; Pteropodidae
Product: short-chain dehydrogenase/reductase family 16C member 6
Exons: 6
Coding region: 1-948 (315 amino acids)
Cellular component (GO): lipid droplet
Molecular function (GO): oxidoreductase activity, acting on the CH-OH group of donors, NAD or NADP as acceptor
Source: RefSeq, a predicted model, not a curated record